UUAAUUUAGUUUGUGUGUUAUCAGAAGUGGAUGCUGUCAAUGACCCCCAUGCUUUCCCAUCCAAUUAUCUUUGAAGCCCCAGCUGCCUUUGCCUUUAUCUGUGAAACGACCUAUCACACACAUUCUAGGGUCCUGAGCAGGAAACAUGAAAUCCCUGGAAAAACCACCAGUGUGCAACCCCAUGUUAACUCAUGUGGAUCAUUUGGGAAAAAAAUCCCAAGCUGAAGCUACUUGCUGCUUUGUGGGUCUGGAAAACUCCACAAAAGGAUGAGAGGAGAAAAGCUGAUGCCUUGUGUACUUAUCACUCUACUGGGGCUGACCCUGAUGGAGUCAGCUCAUGGACAGCACAUGUCAGACGAACCCUGCUCUGUCCAAAUUCUCGUCCCAGGACUCAAAGGAGAGGAAGGAGAAAAGGGAGUGAAAGGAGCACCUGGGAGACCAGGAAGAAUGGGUCCACCAGGGGAGAUAGGACAUCUGGGAGUUAAAGGGCAGAAGGGAAUAAUGGGACAUUAUGGGAAGAUUGGCCCCAGUGGAGUCAAAGGUGCAAAGGGAGAUAUGGGUGAUGCUGGAUCAAGGGGCCCGAAUGGUGAUCCAGGUGUUCCAUGUGAAUGCACACCCCUGAGGAAAAUUAUUGGUGAGAUGGACAUCCUAGUGACACAGUUAUCCAAUGAGCUGAAGUUCAUAAAAAAUGCACUGCCCUCCCCUGCAGCUGUUGCCGGCAUCAAAGAGACCGACAGCAAGGUCUAUCUGCUGGUCAAGGAGGAGAAACACUACACCGAUGCAGAGGUCUAUUGUCAGGGGAGGGGUGGACACCUGGCCAUGCCCAAGGACGAGGGGGCCAAUGCGGCCAUCGCUGGGUACAUCACAGAGGCGGGCCUGAGCCGGGUGUACAUUGGUAUCAACGACAUAGACCGCGAGGGCCAUUUCACCUACGUGGAUAACUCCCCAAUGAGCACCUUCAGCAAGUGGAGGGAAGGGGAACCCAACAAUGCCUACGAUGACGAGGACUGUGCUGAAAUGGUGGCGGUGGGGGACUGGACCGAUGUGGCCUGCCACUCCACCAUGUACUUUGUCUGUGAGUUUGACAAGGACAGUGGCUGAGGAGCAUUUGUUUGAAAGUGGUAGUGAAUUAUAGAGAAGCCUUUUAUAGAGUUCUACAGAUGUUGUUCAGUAUGUAGAAUUAUUUUGACACCGCUGCAUUUAAAUGUAAUCACCCAGCAGUGCUAAAUCUCAUUGUACAGUAUAAAAGAUUGAGUACUGACAUGCAACAACAGUUGUGUAAAGACAUGGUGUUUCUUCUCAGUUGUUCCAGUUUUCUUCCUUUUUGACUUGAAUGUUUGACUUGAAUGGAUGCUGUUUUUCUAAACCAUUGCAUUUAAUGGAUACAGCUAUUUCUACCCUGAUCUCUUAAUCUACUUGGAAUCUGCUUUUUGAAGAUAACUUUUUUUUGUCUUUCUCAUCAUGUUUAUGUGAGGUAUAUAUUGUAUCUUGAAGUGAACUGAUUUUUAACCCUCAAACCACUAACAUAGUUACAUAUAGUGCCUAGGCAAAAGUA
Molecule: messenger RNA, 1555 nt
Organism: Oncorhynchus nerka (sockeye salmon)
Lineage: Eukaryota; Metazoa; Chordata; Actinopteri; Salmoniformes; Salmonidae
Gene: colec11
Product: collectin sub-family member 11
Exons: 7
Coding region: 268-1101 (277 amino acids)
Source: RefSeq, a predicted model, not a curated record